CGCAAUUUAUUAUUGCAUGCACAAGAAAACUUAAAUACUUUAUCUCGUUAGUCUCAUCCACCAAAAUUUGCUAUAAUUUCUAGAACCAAUUUUUUCUUUUCCCUGUGGCAGCUGCACCCACAACGCAUUUAAUUGUUGCAUGAACACGACAUGUUUGAUUCUUUGCCAACGAAGGAAGAAGAACAAGAAGUUGAAAACGAUGUACCAAAAAAACUAAAUGCAUUGUCAUGUGAAGAAUGCAAAUCUAAGCCAUCAAAAUACAAGUGCCCUGGAUGCUCCUUUCACUCAUGCAGUCUUCCUUGUGUUAAACUUCACAAAGCUCGCACUGGUUGUAAUGGCAAGAGGAACAUCACUCACUUUGUUCCUCUUUCUCACUUUGAUGACAAUAUCCUAUUAUCUGAUUAUAAUAUGCUGGAGGAGGUGAAGAGGGUGGUUGAAUCUGCUCAUAGAAUGAGAACUCAAUUGGGUUUGCAUAAAAAGUUUAAGUUGCCUCAUCACCUUAGAAGCCUACAAAGUGCUGCUUGGAGCAGAAGAACGAAACUUCUUUUUCUCCCCAGUGGAAUGUCAAGAAGACAGAAUAACCAAUCUCAAUAUGACAAAAGGAAGAAGUAUAUAUAUUGGACAAUUGAAUGGCGUUUUCACUCAACCAAUAUUAUUCUACAUGAUCACGAAGUCAAUGAAAAUGCAAGCUUCUGCUCCAUUUUAGAGAAACACCUCAAACCUGGUCCAUGGAACCAUCAGCUAAGGCAAUUUUGUGAGCAACAGCUGGAUUCUCUCAAGCUUUUUAUCCGGCCAAAGGGUCCUAAGUCACCCUUGAAGGAGUUGGAUAUGAAAGCACCAAUUGGACAACAGUUUGCAGAUAUAAUUAUUUUGGAAUAUCCUAUUGUUUAUGUUUUCUCACCAUAUCAAGUAUCCAAUUUUGAAGUUAAUAAGAAUGUCAAUCACAACAAUGAAAGUAAUCAAAGUCAAGAAGAUGUGCCUUUUAGGGAGGAGGUGGUAGAAUAUCAGAACAACAACACUGCAUAUGAAAAAGCAUCAAAUGAAUCAUCAGAUAAGCCUAUACUUGAAGAAGAAACUUUGACUAAACAUUCACAUCCGGAAAACAAGGAAGCAAAACUCUCUAAAGACAUAGCAUUUGACAGUGAUCAAGACUUGAUGGAUUUCUAUGAUGCUCUUAUGGCUCAAAUGAAUCCUGAUGACCUGCUUGGUUUGGAUAAAUUUGCCAAGAAUACUGCAAAUUAUACAGAUUUAAUUGGUAGCUGUGGACUAUUUCCUGAAUUAGAGGAAGGUGAACUUGCAUAAUAAUUAGCAGUCUUAGUUCACUUCCAUUGGAGAAUUGGUGAGAAACCAUUGUCAACAUCAAUCACAUGAAAUUUUGCAAGUGAGCUAAAGGUAAAUAUUUUCUGUGAAAAGAAAAGUUUUCAAUGUAUGCAAUUAGAAUUUUUUUAAAAUUUUAUUUUUUUAUUUUUUUCUUUAUAAAAAAUUAUCACUUACAAUCAUAACAAAUACCUUGAAACAAA
Molecule: messenger RNA, 1520 nt
Organism: Arachis stenosperma
Lineage: Eukaryota; Viridiplantae; Streptophyta; Magnoliopsida; Fabales; Fabaceae
Exons: 5
Coding region: 151-1302 (383 amino acids)
Biological process (GO): snoRNA localization; box C/D snoRNP assembly; maturation of LSU-rRNA from tricistronic rRNA transcript (SSU-rRNA, 5.8S rRNA, LSU-rRNA)
Cellular component (GO): nucleus; pre-snoRNP complex
Source: RefSeq, a predicted model, not a curated record